Molecule: messenger RNA, 1452 nt
Organism: Sporothrix brasiliensis 5110
Lineage: Eukaryota; Fungi; Ascomycota; Sordariomycetes; Ophiostomatales; Ophiostomataceae
Product: MFS transporter
Exons: 2
Coding region: 1-1452 (483 amino acids)
Biological process (GO): transmembrane transport
Cellular component (GO): membrane
Molecular function (GO): transmembrane transporter activity
Source: RefSeq, a predicted model, not a curated record
AUGUCUCCCAUCGAAAAGGCCGACAGUGUCGGCAUCAACGAAGCAUCUGUCGACCUCGUUGAGCAGGGCAAGGUCGAGCCUACGACGCACGCGCCCAUCCUGACCGACGAGGAAAAGCGCAUGGAGAAGCGCAUCGUCCGCAAGAUCGACUACCGUCUGCUGCCCAUCACGGCCCUCAUCUACCUCCUGUGUUACAUUGACCGGUCCAACAUUGGCAAUGCAAAAAUUUUGAACUCCAACACCGGCGACGACAUCCUGCAGACCAACCACAUGUCGACGUACCAGUACACGGUGGCGCUCAUGCUCUUCCUCGUCGCCUACUGCAUCUUUGAGGCGCCCAGCAACCUGAUGAUCAAGAUUGCGUCGCCGCGGCGCUGGCUCGGGUUUCUGGUGCUGUGUUUCGGCGCCUUUUGUGCGGGCAUCGGCGGCACCACCAACGCGGCCGGCGUGACGGCGCUGCGCUUCUUUCUGGGCGCCGCCGAGGCGGGCGUCUUCCCGGGCAUGAUUUACUACUUCAGCUUCUGGUACCGCGGCGAGGAGCGGGCGGCGCGCAUCGCCUCGUUCAUGUGCAGCGCGACGCUCUCGGGCGCCUUUGGCGGCUGCAUUGCGUACGGCGUGGGCCACAUGAACGGCGCGGGCGGGCUGCCGGCGUGGCGCUGGCUGUUUAUCUUUGAGGGCCUGCCGUCCAUCGUGCUGGGCGUGCUGGUCUUCUUCUUCCUGCCCAGCUACCCCGAGGAGGUCCGGUGGCUGACGGCCGACGAAAAGGCGCUGCAGACGCGCCGCCUCGGCAUCCACGGCAACGCCAUCGAGGAGAAGAUCAACUGGCAGGACGCCAAGGCCGUGCUGCUGGACGGGCGCAUGUGGCUGCACUACUUUGUCUACGGCUGCGCGGGCUGCGGCGUCGCCUCCCUCUCGCUCUUCGCCCCGACCAUCGUCCAGGGCCUCGGCUACGCCGACCUGCAGGCCCAGCUCUACACCGUCCCGCCCUACGCCGCCGCCUACGUCUUCACGCUGGCGACGUCCUACGCCUCGGACAAGCUCAAGCAGCGCGGCCUCGUGGCCGGCGGCUCCUUCAUGCUGGGCUCCGUCGCCUACAUCGUCCUCGCCGCCCUGCCCGGCGCGUCCUACGCCGUGCGCUACGCCAUGCUCUGCCUGGCCACGUCGGGCGUCUUUGGCGGCCUGCCCGCGCUCUGCGCCUGGGUCGGCGACAACGCCCGCACGACGACGGCCGGCGCGCUGGCCACGGGCCUCAACAUUGCCGUCUCGGGCCCCGGCCAGAUCAUCGGCGUCUGGAUCUACCGCGCACAGGACGCGCCCAUCUACCGGCUCGGCCACGGCAUCAACGCCGGCUUCCUGUUCCUCGCCAUGGCCCUCAGCUUUGCGCUGACCAUCCACUACCACCGGAAGAAUGCCAAGAUGGCCGGCACCAGCGAGCUGCGCUGGGCGGUGUAG